UUCACUCUUAUUCAGUUCCAGUCCGAGCAUCCAUCGAGUAUCAUUCGCGAAUUGUUUCCGUAUAAAAAAAUUCAUUCGGAGAAUCUUCGAGAAAAUUAGAUAUACAGAUCUAUAUAUAUUUCAUCGAAAUUCAAAUAUAUUCGAUCGAAUCAGAAGCAAUCAUGAGGUGCGUCGUCUUGUUCCUUGUCAACCUGACAUUACUUUCUCUGAUCAUCGAUUUUGGCCAAUCUAUGGACUUGCCCGAUUUCCUUCACGUUUGUAAACGUAGCGAUCCUAACAUCGUUAAUUGCAUCACCGAAAGUGUAGAAUAUUUGAAGCCUUAUCUUCAGAAAGGUGUACCAGAAUACAAUAUACCAUCAUUGGAGCCACUUUUAUUGAAACAACUCAUUGCUAGUGAAAAAUCUGGUCUCAGGAUAAAUGCUAAGAAUGUAGAAGCUUAUGGCGCCAGUGACUUUACCAUAACCAAUUUGAAGGUGAACUUAGACGAAUUGAUCUUCGCAAUGGAAAUCAAACUGCCACACUUACACGUCAAAGGCACAUAUGAGAUCAAUGGGAAAAUAUUACUUUUGCCAAUUGAAGGAUCCGGACCAAUGACUGGAAACUUUACUCAAUGUACCGGAUCGGUCACGGUACAUGCCAUGAAACGUCAGCUACCAAACGGGGAGAAUCAUGUGCAGAUCGACGAAUUUAAAAUGAGGAUCACAGUUGGCAAGGGUACCUUAAAUCUAGAUAAUCUUUUUGGCGGUGAAAAGGUACUCGGUGAUGUUAUCAAUACAGCGAUCAACAGCAAUUUCGAUGCAUUCAUUAAAGAAUUACAACCAUUGAUCGAGAAAGCAUUAUCGGAUGCUUUCCGUGAAAUCGCAAAUAGUAUUGUCAGUAAUUUCACUUACGAGCAACUCUUCCCAUAAUAUUAGAAAAAGAAAUAAACUCUGAAAAAAAAGAGAAAAAUCGAAAAUAAAAAAAAAAAGGAAAAGGUAGAAAAAGAAAAAAAGAAUAUAAAACAGAAAGAAACAAAUCGAAAGAAAAGAAACAAAGAAUCUGACAAUAUGAAUGACGCGAUUCCUAACGCGAUUAUGUCAAUGAUCGGACAUUAUUAAUACUCGCGAUAAUAAUUCGUCAUUGACAUUAUCGAAAAUUGUUAAAACUACCUCUGAAUUUUUAACAUACUUAUAAGUAUUCCAAGAUUGAAUAAAAUCGAUGCACGUCGAAAAUUCGUUCUUCUCUUUCUAUAUUUGAAUUAUUAUAUAUCCGUCUAAGAUAUAUUCUAUUAUCUUAUUAAAAGUAUUUCGAUGUUAUUUUCGCGAUAACGUUUCGAUGACGAAGACGUUUUAUUGACACUUUCGGUCGUAAACAUCUACGAAUUUCAAUUUAUAUUCAACAAGUAUAAUCUCUUAAGUUUCUUUUUUUUUUUUUCUUUUUCUUUAUCAGUAUACGUAACUUUUCAAUCGAUUUGUAUUCGAGCCUGUGACUCUCAAAUCGAAUUGUAAAAGUUAUGUAAUUAAUGAAACAAAAAAAAAAAAAAAAAGAAAAAGGAAAAUAAAAGGAUAAAGGAAAAGAAACCAAUUAUAAAAACAAAUAAUCCUAAUUAUUACCAAGAGAUUUUUUGUUUCGUUUAUCGACGUGCAUUAAAAAUCUUGAUCUUAUUUUUCGAAACGAAAAAAAAAGUAAUAAAAAACAAAAGAAAGAAAAAAAAAAAAGAAACAAACAAGAACUAGCAAUUUUAAAUAACGUCUAGCGAAUACAUACAAUAGAUAAUAUAUACUCUGGUCGAUAGGUAUUAUAAACAGGUGUAUUUACUAUACAAAUAGUCAAUAAUUUAUAAGUGUGUAGUUUUUAACGCCUUUAAGACGCAACAUACGCAAUAAAGCAAUCGUUAUAUUAAAAA
This is a messenger RNA of Vespula vulgaris, 1885 nucleotides long. It is a transcript of the gene Jhbp3, whose product is annotated as circadian clock-controlled protein daywake. Lineage: Eukaryota; Metazoa; Arthropoda; Insecta; Hymenoptera; Vespidae. The transcript is spliced from 3 exons. The coding region runs from base 162 to 908 and encodes 248 amino acids. The record is from RefSeq and is a predicted model, not a curated record.